UUUCACCACCCUCACAGCAGUAAAACUAGGUUUUUACCUCUCCAGCUUUUACUCCCAAAUAUCACCCCAGCUCUGAACUAAAGAGGUUAAAGUGACGGCACCGUCGCCGUCCGCCUUGCCUGGCCACAGCCGCUGCGUCUUGGCCCUCGUUUUGCCCGCGUCGCUCUUACAUUUGUACUGUUUUUGUCAGUGUAUAUAUAGCACUUUUAGUUGUGUCAAUGGCUCCUAAGCUUUCCAAGGCCGACAAGAAGAUCGCUUAUGAUCGGAAACUCUGUCAGUUGAUCGAUGAUCACACUCAGAUUUUGGUUGCGGCGGCGGACAACGUUGGAUCGAAUCAGCUGCAGAAUAUCAGGAAGGGUUUGAGAGGGGAUUCCGUGGUCCUCAUGGGUAAGAAUACUAUGAUGAAGAGGAGUAUUAGAAUUCACGCUGAGAAGACUGGAAACACGGAUAUUCUCAACCUUAUUCCUCUCCUUGUUGGAAAUGUUGGGUUGAUCUUCACCAAGGGUGACUUGAAGGAAGUCCGUGAGGAGGUUGCAAAAUACAAGGUUGGAGCACCAGCUCGAGUUGGUUUGGUGGCUCCGAUCGAUGUCGUUGUUCCACCUGGAAACACUGGCCUAGAUCCAUCACAAACGUCGUUUUUCCAGGUUCUCAACAUUCCAACCAAGAUCAACAAGGGUACUGUGGAGAUCAUCACUCCGGUGGAGCUUAUCAAGAAGGGUGAAAAAGUUGGUUCCUCUGAAGCUGCAUUGCUCUCUAAACUUGGAAUUAGACCCUUCUCUUACGGUUUGAUUGUGCUCUCUGUUUAUGAAAGUGGAUCUGUUUUCAGCCCUGAGGUUCUUGAUUUGACAGAAGAUGACCUAGUUGAGAAGUUUGCCAUGGGUGUUUCCAUGGUUGCUUCAUUGUCACUUGCUAUCACGUACCCUACUCUUGCAGCUGCACCCCACAUGUUCAUUAAUGCAUACAAGAAUCUUCUGUCUGUUGCAGUCGAAACUGACUAUUCCUUCCCUCAAGCUGAUAAAGUCAAGGAGUAUCUUGCGUGGCCGGCUCCUCCCGUUGCCGCUGCCGAUUCUGGUGCUGCUCCUGCAGCUGCUGCACCGGUGGAGGAGAAGAAAGAGGAACCUGCGGAGGAGUCGGAUGAUGACAUGGGCUUCAGCCUUUUUGAUUAAGUUAAAUGUUGGUUGCAAUUUAGGCCUUCUUAUUAUGAUAGCUUUAAUCCGACUUGUUGAAUCCUUCUGUUGAUAUUAGGUAUAAUAAUUCUUAGGCUUCCACUGGCUUGAGGGUGAGCCCGUUUCAAACCAUAUGCUGCGCAGUUAUGCAUUAUAUCAAGUUUUCAAUACAUCUGGAUUAUAAAA
Sesamum indicum (sesame) is the source of this 1352-nucleotide messenger RNA. The record is from RefSeq and is a predicted model, not a curated record. NCBI's taxonomy places the organism in Eukaryota, Viridiplantae, Streptophyta, Magnoliopsida, Lamiales, Pedaliaceae.